ACUACAUAACACAAAAGUGGCGGCAAACUGAAAUGUUGAGUAAACUUUGGUCUCAUAAGAAAAAUGGGAGCAACUAGCAACGAGGAAAUGGAAACCCUAGUUUUCAAUUUCGACCAAAUCUAUGAGGACUUUAAAGAAGGUAUAACAGAGAUUCAGUUACUGAAAUCAAAUUAUAAUUCUGAACUCAAACAUCGUGAAUCUCUCGAAUUCACUUGUUCAAAUCUUCAAUCAGAAAAUGAAAGACUUACAAAGAUGUACACUGAGUCGUUAAACAAAUUGGUUUAUCAGAUUGAGAAUCGAUCAAAAUGUCAAAGUUUGGUUGAAGAAUUGAAGAAGCUGAAUGACGAACGUCUCGUUAAAGAAGAUCAGGAGCAUAGGAAAGAAGUGGAGUUGCUGAAGCAAGUAUACACAAAAAAGAUUGAAGAUUGGGAUACACAAAUUAGGAGCUAUCUUCUUCAACAAGCAGCAAAUGAAGCAACAAUUGAUCAACAAAAACGUGAAUUGGUUGCACAUAAGAAUCAGAUUCAAGCCCUCACAAAGAGGAUAGAUUGGGUUCAUUCAGAUAUGGAAUCAGAACAUCAUCAAGAAAUUCGGGAUUUGAAAGACUGGCUUCUACUCGAAGAGGAAGAAAAGAAGGCUCUGAAUAAUAAGCUGCAAAUUGCAGAGAAGGAAUUGCUGGUUAGCAGAAAGAAGUUGGAGGAACAGCAAAGAGAUUCAACAUCAAAUCGUCAUGUUGAAACACUUAAGCAGAAGAUAAUGAAACUAAGGAAGGAGAAUGAAGCCCUGAAGAGACAAUUACCUAAAAAGUGAAAACAGACAGUGUUAAAUCUAUUGUUUGCGAAUGGCCUAACAAGAAGAGUAUGGUAUCGAAGAAAAAGCUAUGGGGUCUUAUUCCUUUUGCCAUUUGGUGGACCAUCUGAAGAAAAAGAAAUGCAAGGUUGUUAAGAAUAGAAAAAGAAAUGUUAAUCAACUCAUAAUCUCUGUAAACUACACUCUUUUUUAUUAGGCACUGCAUGAUAAGAUUGUUGAUGGCUACUUUUUUGAAU
Messenger RNA from Papaver somniferum (opium poppy), 1046 nucleotides. Its product is annotated as protein At-4/1-like. NCBI's taxonomy places the organism in Eukaryota, Viridiplantae, Streptophyta, Magnoliopsida, Ranunculales, Papaveraceae. The record is from RefSeq and is a predicted model, not a curated record. The coding region runs from base 64 to 810 and encodes 248 amino acids. The transcript has 9 exons.